Cyprinus carpio (common carp) is the source of this 3739-nucleotide messenger RNA. RefSeq names its product fatty-acid amide hydrolase 2-A. NCBI's taxonomy places the organism in Eukaryota, Metazoa, Chordata, Actinopteri, Cypriniformes, Cyprinidae. The record is from RefSeq and is a predicted model, not a curated record.
AGUAACAGCGCUCUGCAGAGGGCAGUAAAGAGCUCAUUGCUGUUAAACCAAGCUGCGUGCUGGUGUCAUUCAUUGCUGCUCAGUGCUCACUGACGAUGGCUUCGACCCGGUUCGAACGGUUCUUGGGCCGAUUGCUUCGAGCUGUGGUUUGGAUGCUAUUCGCCGCUUUUAAGUUAUUUGCACCCCAGCAGAGGCAUGGAGUUUCGCGACUCCCACCCAUCACUAACCCACUUCUGCUGCUCUCAGCGAUGCAGCUUGCCCGAAAGAUUCGUCGGAAAGCAGUAACAAGUGUUGAAGUGGUCCAGGCCUACAUUGACCGCAUUCAGGAAGUGAACCCACUUAUCAAUGCCAUGGUCAAAGACAGGUUUUCUGCAGCACUUCAGGAAGCUGCACAGGUAGACAAACUAAUAGAGGAGGAGACAGGAGGAGAGGAGGUGUUGGAGGACAGACUACCUCUGCUUGGAGUACCCAUCACUGUUAAAGAGGCCUUUGCCCUGCAAGGCAUGCCUAACUCGACAGGGCUGUUGACCAGACGGGAUCUGGUUUCAGGAGUAGAUGCCCCAUCUGUUGCACUGUUGAAGAGGGCAGGAGCGAUUCCACUUGGCGUAACUAACUGCAGUGAGCUCUGUAUGUGGCUAGAGUCCCACAACCACCUCUAUGGCAUCACUAACAACCCCUAUGACUUUGAGAGAAUUGCAGGCGGCAGCUCAGGAGGUGAAGGCAGUAUAUUGGGUGCUGGUGCCUCUGUGAUUGGAGUUGGAUCAGAUAUUGGGGGUAGUAUCCGUAUUCCCUGCUUUUUCAAUGGCGUCUUCGGACACAAGCCAUCAACAGGUAUCGUAAGCAAUGACGGUCAGUAUCCUCCCGCCUCUGGACUGCAGAUUGGAUUUCUGUGUACAGGACCUAUGUGCCGCUAUGCUGAAGACCUGAUUCCCAUGCUAAGCAUCAUGGGAGGACCUAAUGCAAAUAAACUGUGUCUCUCUGCUGAAGUAGAUUUGAAAAAGCUGAGGUUCUUCUCUGUUCCCCACAAUGGAGGCUCUCACUUGGUCUCUCCAGUUGACGCACAGCUGCUUCAGGCACAGAAAAUGGUGGUCAGACGUUUAGAAGCAGACCUUGGGGUCAAGGUCCAGGAGCUGUUUAUCCCUCAGCUCAAAUACUCCUUUCAGAUCUGGGGAACUAUGAUGGCCUCACCUGGCAAGGAUGGAAAGCCUCCCACCACCUUUGCAGAGCUAAUGAGUGAAGGCGGGAAGAAGGUUUGGCCUGUCUGGGAGCUGUUCAAGUGGCUUCUGGGGUUUUCUUCUCAUACCAUAGCAGCAAUAGGUCUGGCUCUAGUUGAGCUGUUCCAGAGUUCCCAUCCAUCUCCAUUCAUUUUACAGCAGAAGGAGAGUCUGCAGCAGGAGAUGGAGGAGUUGCUGGGCACAGAUGGAGUGCUGCUGUACCCCUCUCAUCCCCAGAUCACUCCCAAACACCAUCACCCAAUUUUCACACCCUUCAACUUCUGUUACACUGGUAUCUUUAAUAUCCUGGGUUUGCCAGUGACCCAGUGUCCAUUAGGGCUGAGUAAGGAGGGUUUGCCCCUGGGCGUACAGAUUGUGACAGGUAAAUUACAGGACCGGCUCUCUUUGGCCACUGCCCUCUACUUGGAGAAAGCUUUUGGUGGCUGGAGGGAACCAGGCAAGACAACAGCCAAGCCUUAAUCCACUUCAUGCGUCUGCAACAACAGGACCGCAUAACCAACAACACAUACUGUACCACAUAUACAGCAUGUGUAAGCAUCCAGAGCUUAGUGACAUUCAUUCCCCCUUAUAAGUGCAGAAUGCAUUUUUCAUUAACUGACAUGUUUCAGAGGCCUGCAUUUGUGUUUACUUAUAUGUAAACUUAUAUAUAUAUCUUUAUUUCAUUCAUAAGAAAUGGAAUGGACGCUGUAUCCAGAACAAAUAAAUAGAGAUAUUUACAUGAGACAUCUAUUAAUUUUAUAACUAUGUGAAAAAUACUGUAUUUAAUUUCUUUUUUUUUUAUGGGCAAAAUAUAUAUGCACUAAAACAAGGAUGUUUGAACACAUUUGUGCUGCUCACUGUUUCCUCUUAUCAGGCUUAUCAAGAGCAGGCUCUUUCUUGUGACAAAUCUAUUUAAACUUUAGAAUAUCCUUUGCCAUAAGCAGAUUUCAGUGUGUUAGUAGGAAGACGGGCAUAAAUCAAUCAUAUUUAGAAGUAAAUAUCAAGCUGGGGCAUUGGCAGUUUUCUUGGCCUUUAUUACUCAUAUUUUGUUGUUGGUUUCUAUAAAAAAACCUAGUCCAACAUUUUGUAAUGUGCCUAAAGCAGUAACACUACAUUAAAAAUAAAUAAAAUAAAAAAUACAAAAUUUCGAAUGUGUCUGAAUUCUUAGCAACAUAAACAUAAAUAAUCAGCAUGUCAUAAACAUAUCUUCAAUAUAUUGUUAAAUAACUUAGAAAAAAUGGACAGCAGAUGACAUUGCAUGCAUUUAUUAAUUCAUUAUUUAAUUCUUAAGGGAUCAUGAAUAAAGGCAGAUACCUCUGUUGAAUAUAGUUAGAAUAUUUCACAAAACUGAAGACUCUUUAUUUCUCCUUCUCUCCCCUUCUUUCUUUGAGAAUCAUAUCACAAUAUUUAAAACAAAAGUUUUGAUUAAAAAAAAAAAACAUUUCACAAUAAUAAUGCAUCACAAUAUUCACACACACACACACACACACACACACACACACACACACACACACACACACACACACACACACACACACACAGCUAUUUAAAAAUUAUACUAUACCUAAAAAUAAAUAAAUACUCAUAUACACAUACUGUAUAAAAUAGUGGUGUAACCUAUAAAUACAAUAAAAUUGUUUAAUUUAGAUAUUGUACUACCUCAAGCACAUUUUAGGUUGUCAAUCAUUUUACAUUUUUGCAGAGCAGAAAUGGCUUAUUCGCAAAUAUUCCCCCCUUUCACUAUAUUUUGUGGUGAUAUCAGCCCAUUGAAAAUAUAUUUAUUGACCACAGGACUACUUGACCACUAGGUGGCAUCAUGAUCUCACUAUUUCAUGGUGACCAUGAUUUCACCAAGUACAACAUGUUCCUGGAUCAACAUCCUUGUUGAUCCUGAACAACAUUCCAAUCAACCAAUCAGAAUUGAGGGAUAACUUUUCUGGAAAUAUCUGUUUUAGGCAUAUGAUCGGGGUUAGGUGAUUCUACACCCUUGUUAAUCAGCUAUCAUUUCACGCAGAUUUUAGGAAUAAAUUGGGUAGGGUUAGGUUUAGGGGUGGGGAAUGGGUUUAGUCUAUAUUUUUGGACAGUAACGUUGAUCCAGGAUCAACAAACGAUGAUGUUCCAGGAAACAUGUCUUACUUGGCAAAAUUACGGCGACCCUAUGUCAUGUCUACACUACUAUUUCAAAAAAAUUAAAAAAGGUAUGACAUUUUAUAGUGGCUCCGAUUCUUUAACCAAUUCAGUUUAAGUGGGAGACCUUUAUAUGUAUUGUUAUCUUAUCAUAUAUAUAAUCAUAAUUGCAGUCCGAGUCCAAGUAGUAGUGGUACUGUUUUAGCAAAUAAGUAGUUUUAGGUACAAGUAUUUGUAAGAAAUGAUAGUCUGCCUCGACCCAGCUUCCACUCCAAAAUAUGUUUGAUCAUGCUCAUUUCCCAAAAUGGCUUAAUUAUUAUAGAGGAGAAGAAAGUCAUCAGUUAUGUUGUCUGUAGACCAUUUGGGAUGAUCACAUCCUGAGCAAAUGGUGACCAAUU